AUGGAUUUGCAGACAAUUUCGAAUAAGGGACCUGUAAAGGAAAUCGAAGAUGUACUGGAAAUUCAAAAAGCUUUUGGAAAUAUAAAUAACCGUCAGGUUUCAUUUUUUCUGCACAAUGACUCAAAUGGUACAGUUUCAGCGGACGUCGCGAGAAGUCUAGACAGUGGUUUAAUAACAACGAAAUCUGAACUUAAGAAUCGCGCAAAAAAACUACAAAGAAAAAUUAAAUCAUGUCGAACUCUCAUACCUGACGUUAUAUCUUGGCCUAGUGAUUCCGAUAUAACUGUACUAAGAAUGAAAAUAUGUUUGAGUAAUAAUUUAAAGGAAAAAAUUGCAAUCCCGGGUGAUGGUCUUCAUCAGCCCAACAGUUCCUCAAUGUGUAACCUGGCUACGCUGAUGCUACAAUCACCACAACAUUCAAAACACAGUAUUCAUGAAGAGGUGCUUUUCCCAAUAACUUCUUGGGAAAGGCCUGAGUUACCAUUGAAACAUGACGUUGAUAAAUGUCCAAAUUACUCGUUUCAGAGCACAGUCCUAACGGCUUGUGGCCAAUUCGAUAAAAAUAAAUCAUUUGAUAACAGUGAAAGUAUGAAUUUGGAUAUGAAAUCGAAAGUGGCAAGAUUUUUCCGAAUUUACUUCUGCCCUUGUUGUAGUUGUUUGUACAAUAUGGAGAAAAUUCACGAUGAACGGUCAUCGCAAUACAACACGAAAACAAGAAAUUAA
Messenger RNA from Leptosia nina, 723 nucleotides. NCBI's taxonomy places the organism in Eukaryota, Metazoa, Arthropoda, Insecta, Lepidoptera, Pieridae. The record is from the annotation of a GenBank genome assembly.